Molecule: messenger RNA, 2502 nt
Organism: Gossypium arboreum
Lineage: Eukaryota; Viridiplantae; Streptophyta; Magnoliopsida; Malvales; Malvaceae
Product: serine/threonine-protein kinase MHK-like
Exons: 21
Coding region: 961-2304 (447 amino acids)
Biological process (GO): protein phosphorylation; intracellular signal transduction
Cellular component (GO): nucleus; cytoplasm
Molecular function (GO): ATP binding; protein serine/threonine kinase activity
Source: RefSeq, a predicted model, not a curated record
GCCAAGCAUUGUUCUUCGUUUCAACUUUCAAUUUUUUUAAAGAAAAAUAAAUAAAGAAAGAAAGAAAAAACUAUAAUUAUCUUUUUUUUAAAAAAUAAAAACAAUAUUUUAAUUACUAUUCUAUUUUUCCUUGGUUUCUUCUCCUUCGCUUCUUCUGCGGAAUUCUCUCUCAUAUGGCUUCUUCAGUAAUCUAAAUCUCGCUCUCUUUCUCUCUCUCUGAAAUUCUUCUCUUUUCAUUGUUUUAAACAACGUCGUUUAUGCAUUGCGAUCUGUUUCUUUUUCUUUCUUAGAUAGUUUACGCGUUUUGCAUUAGGAAGUUGGAGUUUUCGUUUUACUUCCUGUUUGUUUCCCGAGAAAACGGAGAGGAGAUCUGUUUGAAUUUGCGGAUGUAAUUCUUGCAAAAAUCUCCUUGUUGAAAAUCCAGAACUUAAUUUGUUACAGAACACUUUGAUAAUUAGUAAAAGCAAGUAAGGAGGGAAAGACUGAUGCUGGCUUUUUUUGUUUCUGACCACCUAAAAUUUCAUCCAUGAUCCUCGGUCAACGUUUGUUUCUGUGUCUAUACACCACAGUGUUACAAUCUCCUUGGAUGACCCUGGUUUUGAUAUAUGGGGCAUCAGUUAAUCUGAGUGUAAAGAAAAUGGAUCAACACAGGAAGUUUAAGACUUGUACUGGAGUUCUAUUGGAGGUCUUGUAGAUUCGUUGAUUUUAGAUGAUAAGAGCUGGACGCAGCUUGUAGAAGCUGCAGUUGAGAAUGUUGAUUAUUUUCUGGCUGAUAUUCUAUCAUUCUUACGAUGAGAAGUCUGUCCCUGUCAGUAUCAUACAUUUCAUGCUACAGUCUAGCAGUAAACCAUAUAUGCAAGCUAGUGGUCAAGCCUAUGUCAGUACUGUAGACACCUCUAUUUGGAGGUUGCUAGAACUACAUUGACAAAUUGUUGAUUGUCAUCUGCUACAACUGCAAGAAUGGAAAGGUAUAAAAUUUCGGAGGAGCUUGGAGAUGGUACCUGUGGUAGUGUGUUCAAAGCCUUCAAUAUAGAAACAUUUGAGAUUGUUGCUGUUAAGAAAAUGAAAAGAAAGUUCUACUUUUGGGAAGAGUGUAUGAAUCUAAGAGAAGUUAAGGUCCUUCGUAAACUAAAUCACCCUAAUAUUGUAAAGUUAAAGGAGGUUGUCAGGGAAAACAAUGAACUAUUCUUCAUUUUUGAGUACAUGGAACAUAAUCUUUACCAAAUCAUGAGAGAGCGGCAGGAACCUUUUUCCGAAUGGGAGAUACGCAGUUUCAUGUCUCAGAUGCUGCAAGGACUUGCUCACAUGCAUAGAAAUGGAUAUUUUCAUCGAGAUUUGAAACCUGAGAACUUGCUGGUGACAAAGGAUGUUCUGAAAAUUGCGGAUUUUGGACUGGCAAGAGAAGUAUCAUCAAUGCCUCCUUAUACAGAAUAUGUUUCUACUCGAUGGUACCGUUCUCCAGAAGUCUUGUUGCAAUCUUCCUCUUACACUCCUGCUAUUGAUAUGUGGGCUGUUGGUGCUAUAUUAGCGGAGCUUUUUACUUCAUCUCCUAUUUUUCCUGGUGAAAGUGAAAUAGAUCAACUGUACAAGAUAUGCUGUGUUUUGGGUGCGCCUGAUUGGACUUCCUUUCCUGAAGCAACAAACAUCUCUCGUCUAAUCAAUAUUAGUUAUUCAGAGAUUUUACCUACCAACCUAUCAGAUAUCAUUCCUAAUGCCGGCCCGGAGGCUGUUGAUUUAAUCAUGCAACUUUGUUCAUGGGAUCCAUUAAGGAGGCCAACAGCAGAUCAGGCAUUGCAGCAUCCUUUUUUUAAUGUGGAUGCUCGCAUUCCUCAUCCACGACUGCAUGAUCCACUUGAGCUCAGGCUAAACAACAUGGAGUCAAAGCCAAAUCUUGAGUUGAAUCUAUGGGAUUUCGACACUGAACCUGAUGAUUGUUUUCUGGGCCUGACGCUUGCUGUGAAACCAAGUGUUUCAAAAUUAGAGGCAGUCCAUAAUGGCUCUCAGCGUAUGGAAGAGGAUAUACUGUUUUGUCCUAGUCUGAAAGAUCAUCCAGAGCAAUCAGUUUUUUGGUCAUUGCUUACUCCUGAUCAAAAUGGAAUUCACACACCAGUUGAAUCCUCCUUGUCUCUCUCAUUUAGUUCGAUUCAGCAUCCACCAAUUGGAGUUCCACAAUCUGCUGGGUUUGCAAUCGCAUCAUUGCAGCCUAAUCUCCCAGUUCGUCAAAAUUAUUGGCUGUGGCCUCCCCCUUCCAGCAAGGUAAGGGAAAAUGUCUGUGAUUCUCGAGCAGAUGCAAGGCUUUGGUAAUGAUUGUCUAGCUCACCAUGUAUUUCAUUGCCAUAUCAUAGACCAUGCAUGAACUUUACCGACUUGGCCCUAAAAAUUUGUGUGUUUAAUAUUUUUAGAUAUACUUGAAAUUAAGAUUAACUAAAUGAUUUUGUUAAAUAAUAAGUUGUAUUGAUAUAUCAAUACAAAAAGAGGUUGGAUACUGACUCGUAUCUAAAA